Phaedon cochleariae (mustard beetle) is the source of this 2327-nucleotide messenger RNA. The record is from the annotation of a GenBank genome assembly. Lineage: Eukaryota; Metazoa; Arthropoda; Insecta; Coleoptera; Chrysomelidae.
AGUUGUUGUUUAUAUUCGAGAAACGUCAAAGCAAAGUUGAGAACAAAGGCUUUUUCUUCGAGUUUGAUUAGAUAAACCAAGCCUAUUUUCGAAAAAUAUAGUUUUUCAGCAGUGACUAGUCGAUAACAAAAGUGUGAAAAUGAUGUUGAAUGAACUCUAGCACCGGUGAAAUAACUUAUUCGAUAAAAACUUGUAGUAGCAAAUUUUGAGAAGUGAACUUGAGUGGACUCUCCCGAUUGCUUUGCUCUCUAGCAAGGUUGAAUUCUUCGCUUGGAAAUCAGAGACAGAGCCUAAAAGACUCUUUUUUGUUUUCAGUUCAAAAGUGUUUGUAAUGUCCCCGGAUUAUCUAUUAACCAAAAGAUCUGUUAGGCGCACCCUGGUUCCGUCAGUGAGUCUCGUUCAUUCCAAAAGAAAAGGAAUAUUCAUACACCCCACAGCUAUGUUCAAAAACUUUUUUAGUAAUAGAGUCUGGUGUCCCCUUAGAAUAUAAGUUGUUAUUGUUACUCCUGAGAGUUCAAAUUAUUCUAUAUUGAUCUCCAUUGUGAUAUUUUGUCAAGAUGAAACUUCUUGAAAGUACAAGGUUUGAAGCUAUCAACAAUGCUCUCUCCAUUCAAACAGGCGAUAGCAAAAUUAUAGGGCGCAUUGAAAGUUAUUCCUGCAAAAUGGCAGGUGGGGACAAGGCCCUGUACAAGAGAUUCAACGCUGAGGGGGUGCACCCAAACGAUCUCCAAGCAUUGUCACCUCCACAGGGGGUAUCGCCUGGAUAUUCACAGUACAGUAGAAGUACAUCUGGGGAUGAAGAUGGACCAUUAUGUGACACUAUCAGCCGCAAAACUCUGUUUUAUUUGAUUGCUACCCUGAAUUCAUGCUUCCCAGAUUAUGAUUUUAUGGAUGUCAAGAGCCACGAAUUCAGCAAAGAGCCAUCCCGCCAAUGGGUGGCCAAUGCUAUAGACACCAAUUUAGCAGCGACAGCAGGUGAACAGUACCGCGUUCUCGGCCCUUCCAUCUGGGCCGCCAUCGACGAUGAAAUAUCCCUUGAAAAUUGCGAUAUCUACUCCUAUAAUCCCGAUCUGGCUUCCGAUCCCUUCGGCGAGGACGGCUGCUUGUGGAGUUUCAAUUACUUUUUCUACAGCAAGAAGCUGAAGAGGAUCGUCUUUUUCACUUGCAGGGCUAUCAACCCACAAUACAAUUUCGAUUCAGGAUUCGGCAGUGACUUCAUCAUGGAUGAAGACGAAUCAUACUAAGUUAUACCAACCUUUCGAGAUAUGUCAAAAACGUGAGAUUACAACCUAAUACAUGAAGGAAAAUCAUACGUUUUUUUGAUUAUUCAAUAUUGCUAAGUUUAGUAGAGGGAGUUCUUAAUGAGUAGUUUUGGUUUAGCUUCUGAUAUUUAGAACCUACCAUAUAUAGGCAACGUUUUGGUUUUUGGUGAAUGUUAUUACCUUCUUCAGAGCUGAAACAUGAAUUGAGUUGAUGAACAAGGACAAGUUUAAAAACAUUACUGGGAAGUUUUUUAACAAGAUAUAUUUUUGAAAUGGUAAGAUUGUAGAUGUUUGGUAAUUCUUUAAUGCUGCAUUUUUUUCAUUCAUUUGAUUGAAAAUAUCAAAAUGAACUCAUUUACAAAUUCAGAUCACUGUGUACCACAGCCAGUGAUCUUAAUUUCCAGAUUGUUCAUAUUCAAUUGAUGUUUUGACAAUAAUAUAAUGAAAAAAAAAACACCAUUUAUGAACCAAGUGUUGACAUUUUUCUUGUUAGAAAACUUUUCAAUAGGUCGUUUAUAUGUUAUUUAGGUCCCGUAUUUUUUUUUACUACUUGAGAGAGAGAGAGAGAAAUUAUUUCAUUAUACAAAAUGUGUUUUGUGUGAUUGAGUAAUUUCAUGAAAUAAAUAUAUGGCCUUGAAAGAAACAGUUCAAUUUUCAAAGAAAAUCAGUUAAGUAGGUUGUUGCUAUCAAAGUCACAGUGUUUCCAGAGAAAUGACAAAUUUUGCAUGUCAAAUUUUGAAGUGACUUAGUUUGACGGCCAUUACUAAGACUGACUGCCGUGAAAUCGAUAGUGAAAUACUUUUUUUUCAGAUUAUUCAAGGUUAGGUUACAUUCACCUCCACUGCCGAGUAGCAAGAAAAGUAAAAUUAAUCACGUUUUCAUUUGAAAAUAUAUCUUGGAUGUUUGAAUAACAAAUAGCAUAUUUGGAGGAAAUCAUUCAUGUAGCUCAGUUGUCAGUUACAAUCAUGCUUCUGUUCUGCUUCUAUUAUGUUAUAUUAAUUUUUUUCUCGACAUUGGCACCACUGAACUGUCCAGCAAAAUGCCAUCAAACUAUUUUCCGUCUCU